Necator americanus (New World hookworm) is the source of this 1944-nucleotide messenger RNA. RefSeq lists its product as uncharacterized. NCBI's taxonomy places the organism in Eukaryota, Metazoa, Nematoda, Chromadorea, Rhabditida, Ancylostomatidae. The coding region runs from base 1 to 1944 and encodes 647 amino acids. The record is from RefSeq and is a predicted model, not a curated record. The transcript is spliced from 21 exons.
AUGCUGCAUUGUUUAUUCUCCCUUUCCCGUACGGUCGAUGAAAUGUUAGGCGCUGGUAAAAAGGCAAAUAAAAGAUCAAAUCACAAAAAGAAAAGUGGUUUGGUAGAGACUCCGUUGGCGACUCCUGGAGAGAAACACGUGCUUUUUUUGCCAAAACGUGGUGCGUCGGAGUCGUUUCCUGAACUUCAUCUGGAAAUUGGCAGCAUUCGGUUAAUUGACGCUCGAAAGUUUUCGCUGAACAUGGCACAUAGCAACUCGACACAAAUUAGAGAAUUUUUAAGAAUCGGUCUACCGUCGGAAAAAUAUGGAAGACGAGAAUAUACUUUUGGCACUGGUCCAACUGUGGAAUGUCUUAUAGCAAAAUCUGCGGAAAAUAAUGCACCGUGGAUGCUGUAUCGAUCGUAUGGUAGAACAGAUGAGUUGACUAUGUUGGACUACAAAGAAACGAAGCUCUACUAUCUACAGUACAUGCCACAAACACUAUUGACCGAAGAAAAAACCCUUUCGCUGCAAUAUAUCACAGAUUGGUUAAGUAUUGCGUAUAUCAUGAGAAACGAAAUUGAACGUCGUCGUAAGGACACGGAAACAUUUGGUCGUGGAAAGCGAUUAACGGUGACGAAUAUGAAAAUCACACCAUUAUAUCCGACUCAUCGAAAAGCAAUUGCAAAAGAAGAGAAGAAAAAUUUCAAAAUUUGGCCUAAAAUGAUAGCCGAAGCAGCAGAUGAUGUGGAUAAAUCGAUAAAACAUCGGAUUCUCUUCUUUGAGAAUGUCUUUCGGUUUGGUGGAGUUUCUGAUAUGGUGAAAGAAUUUCAAGAACAGAACAAAAAAUGGGUAGAAGAAAGACUGAAAUGUUCAGAUAUGAAUAAAAGGAUUGUUGUUGGAAAGAACUGCAUAGAGGACCUAAACAGACUACGGCCAUUCAGUUCGGUCUAUCAUUUGGCUAGUGAGCUACACGAAGUCCCUCCAUCACUUGGGCACUCAAUUUUUCUAUGCAGAGCGCUGAAGGAUCUCACGUUAGGUAUUGGAAAGCAGGAAAUCGUUAGAAAGAUAAAGCAAUCAAAAACUGUUCCUCUAAAAGUUCGACCAACAAGAUAUGAAUACGGGCCAAGUCCUGUUACAGCAUAUUGUGAAACGGAUGACUUCUCCGAACCAUUUACGCUUGACUUUCAUCCAUCACCACCGCAUGCACCGUCGGUGAACUCACUAAGUGGUUUCAGCAGCGACAGCGCUGCGUCUACCGCUACAGAGUCUCCUGGUGAUUGGCAGCAUAACUGGAAAAUGCAGACGAUGCAUAACGAUAUGGAACAUCGCCUUAUGGAUACUAGUAUCCAGAAUCCAUUGGAAGAACAACAAUUGGGUGAACUGGAAGCAGCGCAACGUAUUGCGAAUGAGGUGGAUCGACGGAUAGCCAUGUUAAACAACUAUCAAGGUUUCGAUGAUCUUCUUGGUGGGAAGAACAACUAUGUGUUCCGUCUUUUUCAGAAUUCUUCUUCCCAAAAGCUACGUCGGGAGGUCAGAGUGGCAAAGGAGCUCAAGAAGCAAUUAAAUGCUCUUGCAAAAUUGGCCAAGAAUACUGAAAAAGAGGACGUGCUAACCUUACAAGUUGCCGAUUAUUUAUUUAACGAGACACUUCGAAUGUUACCGGAAAAUGAGAAAGAUCCAUAUGAUGGGUUAGCAAUCAAUAAUGCGUGGAAAACACUGAUCGAUAAUGAUUUGAUCAAAUCGGAAAGUAGAAAAACGCUUAAGACAUUGUUUUCCUCUCAUCACUCUUGGGUGAAUGCUACGAACAUCUCUCAGAAAUACAUUGUUCCACGAUGUGAUCAACUUCCGUAUGAGGGAACAGCUCCAGAUGAGUAUUCUUCUGUCUCUGUUCCCUGGAUGCUGUUAUGUGCAGGAAUUUGUGUUAUUUGUGCUGUUUUUAUAGCCAUUAUGAUCACAUUGUGA